GAGAGUGAUGGUGUAGAUUUGUUUAAUAAGAAUAAUGAAGAAUCUCAUGUAUUUUUACAAAUAUCUCUUUAAAUAUGGGAAAAUGUGAGAAUUUGCUAAUAUCAAUUACAGAAAUUGAAGAGCAUCAGAAUGAUAGAGCAAAGCUAUAUAUACAACAAAAAUUACGGAAAUAUUAAAAAAUGAAAUAUAUACAACAACGAUAUGUUUUGGGUUUUAUGGGUUUUCUUGCAUCUGUAAUAGCAUACACACUAAGAGUGUGCCUUAAUAUUGCCAUAACGAAGAUGGUUCUAUAUAGAGAAAAUGCACAUAUCGAUCCAGAUGCUUGUCCAGAUGAAGAUUCUAAUCAUCAAAUAUUAACUGAAGAAGUCCCAACAAAUUUAUAUCAUUGGGAUGAAACGACAAAAGGUAUCAUCCUUAGCUCUUUCUUUUGGGGAUAUGCAGUUAGCCAUAUUCCAGGAGGUUUGCUAGCUCAAAAAUUUGGAGGAAAAAAUUCUCUCGGACUGAGUAUACUCUGUUCGUCUGUUUUAACAUUGAUGACACCAUGGGUUAUAGUAACCACCAAUGGAAACUGGAUAAUACUGGUAGUAUGGAGAAGUAUAAUAGGAUUAGCACAGGGAGUAAUGCAUCCCGCACUUAACAAUUUAUUGUCAAAAUGGAUUCCGCUUUCAGAAAGAGCUAAAAUUGGUACUUUAGUUUUUGCUGGAGGACAAAUUGGAACGAUAUCGAGCAACCUUAUAAGUGGAACCUUAAUUAAUGCUACAGGAACUUGGACUUCUGUUUUUUACGUAUUUGGAGCAGCGGGAAUUAUAUGGCAUAUAUUUUGGCAGAUAUUUUGCUACUCGGAUCCAGUUAGUCACCCGUUUAUUACCAAAGAGGAAUUCAGUUACCUAAAAAGUGAAUUAGAAUCUAUAUCAGUAGAAUCGCACAGCAUUCCAUGGAGAUCUAUUUUCACCUCAGUACCCGUAUGGGCGCUGGUUAUUGCUCAAAUUGGCCACGACUGGGGCUUUUAUACGAUGAUAACAGAUCUACCAUCUUACAUGAGCGACGUGUUAAAGUUUAAUGUCAAAGACAACGGAAUUUGGAAUUCAGUACCAUACCUUGUUAUGUGGUUAUGUUCUAUGGGCUCCGGAUGGCUUUGCGACUGGUUAAUUUCCUCGAAACGUAUGACGGUGACUAAGGCCCGUAAAUUUUUUACCACAAUAGCUUCUCUGGGACCUGGCAUAUUUAUCAUGGCAGCUUCCUAUUCCGGUUGUCACCGAUAUUUUACUGUGACCAUGUUUACAAUGGCUAUGGGAUUUUUAGGAGCAUACUAUAGUAGCAAAAAAGUGAACGCUCUAGACUUAGCUCCGAAUUAUGCAGGAAUCCUAAUGGCAUUGGUUAAUGGAAUUGGUGCAAUUACUGGAAUAAUCGCACCCUAUUUGGCAGGAACCUUAACUGAAAACCACACACUGAAAGAAUGGAGAACAAUUUUCUGGAUUACAUUCUUUAUAUUUUUAAUCACCAACAUAAUAUUUUGCAUAUUUGGUAGUGGCGAAGAACAAGUUUGGAAUAACUUUGAUAACAAAAAUGUUAAAGAAAUACAUUCGACUGGCGAAGAUACAGCUUUUUUUAAUUUUAAAAGGAAAGAAAAAAAUACCAAUGUAUAAAAAUAAACAUCUUUGUUUACCAA
Diabrotica virgifera virgifera (western corn rootworm) is the source of this 1669-nucleotide messenger RNA. RefSeq names its product putative inorganic phosphate cotransporter. The record is from RefSeq and is a predicted model, not a curated record. Gene Ontology annotation, biological process: transmembrane transport; monoatomic anion transport. The transcript is spliced from 8 exons. Gene Ontology annotation, molecular function: transmembrane transporter activity. NCBI's taxonomy places the organism in Eukaryota, Metazoa, Arthropoda, Insecta, Coleoptera, Chrysomelidae. Bases 180 to 1646 code for a protein of 488 amino acids.